AUGUUGGUUCGUUGUCUAAUUAAUAACGCAAUUAUUAGUUGCUUCUCCUACAAUGAUAAUACAAUCAAAGGCUUCACUCUACCAAAUUCCAAAUCAUUAAAACUCACUGCAUUUGCUGACGACAUAGCAACCUUUACAAACUCCACAGAAGAACUAAUGAAAAUUAAUACUAAAAUCCAAAAGUACUGCUCAGCAACAUCAUCAUCGUUAAACAAAGAGAAAACAGUAAUGAUGGCAAUAGGAGAUAAACCACACGAUCUACCAUUCCAAGAGAGUACAGUCCCAGAAAGAUAUCUUGGCCUCAAUUUCACCAAAACAGGUUUAAAUUCAAAAUACAACACUUUAAUCCAAGAAAUGAAAAACAAUCUAAUAAAAUGGAAAUCACAAGCAAUAACGAUGAAGGCAAAGAUGACAAUUCUCAAAACAUACGUUCUAUCCAAAUUAACAUACCAUCAAUACAUGGAUAAUCUAAAUGAAGAACAAAUUGAGGAAAUAAAUAACAUGACCAGAUGGUUCUUAUUCUCCUCAGUUAAGAAUACAUAUACAGAAGAGAGAAAAUACAAAACUAUGAUGAAAAUAGACAGAGCAUAUGCAGAUUGGAAAGAAGGAGGCAUAAAAUUAUGGGAUAUAGAACUAAGACAUAUAGCAUUCAAAAUCUGGUACAUGAACAGGCUACUCCAUAACAACUACAACAACAACAACAAUACUUUACAAGAAUGGUACAUGGAGCAAUUAAGUAGAAAAAAGCCCACACUUCAACCCUCAACGAUAUGUGCAGACACUGGGAUAAAUGAACUUCCAGACUGUAUAAGAAACGACAAUGAUGAACCACUAAAACUGAAAGAAAUUUACGAACUCAUGAUCAAAGACAGACACCCAACACCAAGAAGAACAGAAUGGCAGAAGUUAUGGGCGGUGAGAUACAACACAGCAAUACCCAAAGUAUUCAUAAACAUCAACAGCAUUUCUCACCAAAAAGGUAGAAACACCCUCUUCAGAUUCUUCUCAAGAUCACUUCCAGGUAUCAACCACGAAAGAGACACCAGAUGCAAGAUCUGUGGCCACCUAUUCAGAGACCCUUAUUCUCACCUCUUCACUCUAUGCCAAGAUAUCCUAGAUAUUGAAAAAACCAUCAUAUCAACAGUUAACAAAUUAUCAUUCAUCAAAAUCCACAGAUGGUCAAUGGAUACCUUAGACAUAUCAAAAUACAACAGAACUGAGAGAAUCUUCCCCAAUCUCAUAGGAAUAAUAGCACACCAAUUAUGGAAGAUAAUCUGUCACAAAUUGUUCAACACUGAUGAAAGCAAACCAGAGCCAAAAUUCGAGCAAAAGGUCAUAGAAACAGAAUUACUAAAUCUCAUCGAAACUGAAAAAUUCAUCACACUAAAGAAAAUCAAACACGACGAAGCAAUACUAAAAAACACCAAUCAAGAUCUUCACAAAUACAAAUUCAACAAAGCCUGGCAAACCCCAGCAUUUCCGAACCCUCUUCAAAUUUAA
Molecule: messenger RNA, 1500 nt
Organism: Dictyostelium discoideum AX4
Lineage: Eukaryota; Evosea; Eumycetozoa; Dictyosteliales; Dictyosteliaceae
Exons: 3
Coding region: 1-1500 (499 amino acids)
Source: RefSeq, a predicted model, not a curated record